AGAAUCAUUUCAUCUAACUUCACAAUCUUUCUUUUCACUUCGUUGUGCGUUGCUUUGAACAGAGAGUGAGGUUUUUGAUAUCAGCAAUGGCGGCGAGGAGAACCGGUUUACCUCUGAUGAAAUACCUAAGAGUGCAGGUUGAUGCUCUUCCGCUCAACCACCAAUCUCCGUUGCGUCUUCUUCCCAAUUUCUUCCUCCGUCACUUUAGCGAAGAGGUUAGGGGUUCUUUCCUCGACAAAUCUGAGGUCACAGAUCGCGUUGUUUCGUGCGUCAAAAACUUCCAGAAAGUAGAUCCUUCUAAGGUUACUCCAUCUGCUCAUUUCCAGAACGACCUUGGAUUGGAUAGUUUAGAUGCUGUUGAGAUUGUGAUGGCUCUUGAGGAAGAGUUUGGAUUUGAGAUUCCUGAUAAUGAAGCAGACAAGAUUAACUCCAUUAAUCUUGCAAUUGACUUCAUUGCAUCUCAUCCUCAGGCCAAGUAGUGGAACUCAUGAGGCUAGCUCUAAAACUUUCUUUUCUUUAUCAUAAAUUAGGGUAGAAUCAAUCAACUUUAAGACAUUUUUUGCCUCACUUGUUUGCUUCUAAAAUCAAACUUUAUUUCCUCGCCCUUUAAAUCCCAGAAGUGUGUUUGGCUGGGAAUGUCCUAGCUUGAGUGGUAUUUUACUUUUGGUAAUAUUGGCAUCACAAACAUCGCAUUUUAAGCUCCCAUUUUUCAUGUCAAUAAAAAUUGUUAGAUUUAUGAUUAUGAAAUCUUGAGAUCUUAUUAUUAUCCUCACUUCUCAUUGUAUGAUUAUGAAUUUUCUUGAAUGGAUGUUAACUUAAUGAUGA
Vicia villosa (hairy vetch) is the source of this 825-nucleotide messenger RNA. Its product is annotated as acyl carrier protein 2, mitochondrial-like. The transcript has 2 exons. NCBI's taxonomy places the organism in Eukaryota, Viridiplantae, Streptophyta, Magnoliopsida, Fabales, Fabaceae. Gene Ontology annotation, cellular component: mitochondrion. Gene Ontology annotation, molecular function: acyl carrier activity; acyl binding. Bases 87 to 479 code for a protein of 130 amino acids. Gene Ontology annotation, biological process: fatty acid biosynthetic process. The record is from RefSeq and is a predicted model, not a curated record.